CGGGUCACCGCUCUCCUCCCGCACGAACUCUCGCGAGACGCGACCAUCGUCAUGGCGGCGCACGCGGCCGGAGAUGCAGACGAAGGAAAUCGGCGGCCGCAGUUUGGAAAUCGGCUUCUGGUGGACCCGAGCCACGUGUUCCGUCACAACGCCUGGGACAGCGUGGAGUGGACAGAAGAACAGGAAGCAGCCGCCCUGAGGAAGGUCCAGGAGAACAGCCUGCCCCUGACCGCCGACAAGCAAGAGGAGUACGAGAGCAAGGCCAGAGACUACUGGGAUGACUUCUAUAAGAUCCACGAGAAUCGGUUUUUCAAGGACCGCCAUUGGCUGUUCACAGAGUUCCCAGAGCUGAAUCCCCCCCGCGGUGGGGCUGCCAUUCAGGACGGGACAGCAGACGCCGAAUUCCCAGGCUGCUCGGCCACGUACCGCGUCCUCGAAGUCGGCUGUGGUGUUGGAAACACCGUCCUUCCCAUUUUACAGACCAACAAUGACCCCGGACUCUUCGUCUACGCCUGCGACUUCUCCAGCACCGCAGUGGAGCUGCUUAAGGCUCAUCCGGACUACGAUGCCAGCCGCUGCCAUGCUUUUGUCCACGACCUGUGCGAGGAGGCCUCCAGUUUUCCUGUGCCAAAGCAGAGCGUGGACGUCAUCAUCCUCAUCUUUGUCCUCUCCGCACUGCGCCCUGACAAGAUGGCUGCUGCUCUCUCCAGACUGGCCAGGCUGCUGCGGCCCGGUGGGUUGAUUUUGCUGCGGGACUACGGCCGCUACGACAUGGCACAGCUGCGCUUUAAGAAAGGACGCUGUCUGGCUGAGAACUUCUAUGCCCGCGGCGAUGGCACGAGGGUCUACUUUUUCACUCAAGAUGAACUCGACGGGCUCUUGACACAAGCUGGUCUGACGAGGGUCCAGAACGUGGUGGACCGGCGACUCCAGGUGAACCGUGGAAAGCAGCUCAAGAUGUACCGCGUCUGGAUCCAGUGCAAGUACCAGAAGCCCCCGGGCGCUGCCCACCUGUACCAAGUCUAAAAUAAACAUCCCUUUUUUGCUAAUA
This is a messenger RNA of Erpetoichthys calabaricus (reedfish), 1051 nucleotides long. It is a transcript of the gene mettl2a, whose product is annotated as methyltransferase 2A, methylcytidine. The coding region runs from base 52 to 1026 and encodes 324 amino acids. The transcript has 9 exons. NCBI's taxonomy places the organism in Eukaryota, Metazoa, Chordata, Cladistia, Polypteriformes, Polypteridae. The record is from RefSeq and is a predicted model, not a curated record. Gene Ontology annotation, molecular function: tRNA (cytidine-N3)-methyltransferase activity.